AUAGAUCAUCACAGUUUGUGGUCGCGCGGCAAGUAAUGUCGGACGAGGAGUUUGAUCCGGCACUGUCUGUGCCCGAAAUCUCGGACGCAGACCUCAAGUAUGUGGACAAGCAGCUGGGAGGGAAAAAGUCGUUUCUCACCACGUGGGUGGUCAAGGUCAACCGCAAGGGCAAGCCGGACCAGCGAGUCAUGGUCAUCUCGGAGCACUUUCUGUUCAUCAUCAAAAAGGCCGCCCUUGGACGCAAGGUCCGCAUCAAGGUACACUGGUACGAUCUGGAUGAGAUCCAGUAUCAGCCGCCGCAUCAUGUCCUGCUUGUCUUUGGGGAAGAGUCGGUCGAGCUCAAGGCGAACAACGCCGAUGACAUCAUUGAUGCUGUCCGUGAGGCCUACGCCCCCAUUACCCUCGGCUUUCCCGAUGAGUUCCUUUACGACUACCGCGCGCCCGACUCGGCCUUUGCCGCCGAGGUCUCGGUCGGCUUCUCGCCGGCUGGCAACUUUGCCGUCACGUACGAGGCGUGGUGUGCCUACCUGAAGAUGCCUGUCCUACAGCCGAUCUUGGACUCGAUUCGCGCCGCCGUGACGUACGGGACCAACGUCGUCGACCUGACCUCGAUUCUCAACACCGGCAAGGACCCUCCGUCGAAGGAAAUUCUCUCAGCCAUUCUACCGCUCUUCCGCGCCCUGCGGUUCAACACGUGGUGCGAAAAGAUUGCACUCGAUGGGACGCAGUUUGUUGUGCCCAAGCGCCUUGGGCCGCUCAUCCCCAUGCUCGCCGAUACGCUCGAGCACAACUCGACCAUCGAGACCAUCGACAUCCGCGGCAUCGAGUCCUCAGCCUGGGCCGAGGUAGCCGAGGAGCUUGGCGACUCGGACGACCACGCGGUCGGCGGCUUUGUGCUCCCGAGCAACCAGCUCGGCGACAAGAUCAUGACCGCCUUUGCCGCGGUCAUUUCCAAGAUGGAGACCCCGCUGACUGCCAUUAACUUUGCCAACAACGCGUGUACGCCCAAGGGUAUGUGCGCGCUGCUCGAGGCAUGUGCCUCUGCCGUCGCCCACCUCAAGCCUGUCGCCGAGAUCAACGUCUCGGACAACCGGCUCGAGGAGUCGGGCUCGCGGGCGCUGGCCGACAUGCUCCGGGUCCUGGCAGCGACCGACGCCGAGUCGGCGUCGACGCCGAUCGACCCGGCGUCGGGCCCGGACGCCUCCAACCUCUACGACCGGCUCACCUCACGGGUUCGCCUCGUCACCCUCUCGCUACAGAACACCAAGGCCGACGUCCGGGUCUUGGUCUCGGCCAUGCGCGAGCUGCCGUCGCUCGAGUCGGUGAACCUCUCGGGCAACGAGAUUGCCUUUGACGCUGUCCAGGAGCUCGUCCAGUUUUGCGCCUCGUCGCAGCGUCUCAAGGUGCUGGGCCUCUCCAGCUGCGGCCUCGACGGCGAUACGGUCCAGUCUAUCCUGCAGGCGCUCAUCUCCAACGUUUCGCUCCCGCGGCUCCGCAUCGACAUCUCCAACAACAACCUCUCGUUCUACGGUGCGCAGAAGAUCGCCGACACCAUCCGCGCUGCCACCAACGUCCACACCCUCAACAUUUCGUCGAACGCGCUGACCUCGGAAGGCAUCGGCGUCAUUGUCGACGCCGUCAUCUCGGUCUCAUCGCUGCAGGCUCUCUCGCUCUCAAACAACCUUCGGGCUGGGACCGACGCUGAGGAGGGCGCCGGGCACCUUGCCCGCCUCCUCACCGCGCCCACCAACAUCCGGGUGCUGCAGAUCUGUGGCUCGCGCGGCGGCGAGAUGGGCGACGCCAUCCAGACCGUCUUCAAGGCACUGGCCCGCAACCGCUCGCUCUGGCACCUCGACAUCUCGGACAACGAGAUGGGCGAUGAGGGCAUGGAAGCCCUGUGCAAGGCUCUCGCCAAGAACGCCUCGCUGCAGACGCUGGUGUGGGACGGCAACGACGUCGGUCUCGACGGCUGGGAGCUCUUCCUCUCCACCCUCAACGAGCACCCGGGCAUGCUGAUGGAGGUGGAGGAGCCCAAGGAGGACAUCAAGAAGCUGUCCAAGAAGGGCGGUGCCCUCGUCGGCCGCGGCCGCAUCCUUGUCCAGGAUGUGCUCUCCAUUACCCAGCGGACACGCUCCAAGUACUCAGACCGCUCGGACCGCAUCCCGGGCGACUGGCCUGUUGAUCCGGUCUCUCUCCGCUUCUACUUUGACUACCUCAAGACGCUCAAGUCGGGCGCCGAUGCCGAGGAUCCGAUGGCUUCGGCCACCGGGCCGGGCGGUGCUGCCAUGGCCGUCGGGCCUGGCGGCGCUGCCAUGAGCGGCGCUGGCCCGAGUGGAGGCGGUAUGGUCGGCGGCGGCAUGGUCGGCGGCAUGGUCGGUGGCGGCAUGGUCGGCGGCAUGGUCGGUGGCGGGCCGGGUGGCGGUACGCCUGGGCCUGGUGGCAUUGUCGGCCCUGGUGGCCUCGUUGUCGGUGGGGCGCCAAACGGCGGUGGGCCGGGUGGCGGCAUGGUCGGUGGCGGCAUGGUCGGUGGCGGCAUGGUCAGCGGUGGCAUGGUCAGCGGUGGCAUGGUCAGCGGUGGCAUGGUCAGCGGUGGCAUGGUCAGCGGUGGCAUGGUCAGCGGUGGCAUGGUCAGCGGUGGCAUGGUCAGCGGUGGCAUGGUCAGCGGUGGCAUGGUGGCGCCGUCCGGCGGCGCGUACAUGUCGUCUUACGGCGGCGGGCAGUCGUAUCAGUCUGACGGAGCCAUGAUGUCGGGCAUGCCGACGUACGGCGACGCCACGACCUAUGGCGGCUCGACGUCGUUUAUGCCGUCACAGCAGGGCAUGGGCAUGCCGCAGCAGGGUAUGGGCAUGCCGCAGCAGGGUAUGGGCAUGCCGCAGCAGGGCAUGGGCAUGCCGCAGCAGGGCAUGGGCAUGCCGCAGCAGGGCAUGGGCAUGCCGCAGCAGGGUAUCCCCCAGCAGAUGCAGUACUCGUCGGUCAACGCCGGCUCGCCCAUGUACCCGCAGCACCAGUAGCAAGGGCGAGACUCGCCGUGAGGCUCAGCGCCGCUAGCAGGCC
Thecamonas trahens ATCC 50062 is the source of this 3054-nucleotide messenger RNA. RefSeq names its product leucine rich repeat containing 16. Lineage: Eukaryota; Apusomonadida; Apusomonadidae. Bases 36 to 3011 code for a protein of 991 amino acids. The record is from RefSeq and is a predicted model, not a curated record. The transcript has 2 exons. Gene Ontology annotation, biological process: cell migration; regulation of Arp2/3 complex-mediated actin nucleation. Gene Ontology annotation, molecular function: protein binding. Gene Ontology annotation, cellular component: plasma membrane; lamellipodium.